AUGCUACCUCCGAGGCUCAACACGCUUUUGAAAUCUAGAGAGCAUAGUGGCGGCGAAAGGGCACGUGCUGUUGAAGCAACUCCGCCUGGUGCUUCUACGCUGGGACACCAGCCAGAGAUGCACCGUUCCCUGUUUCAGUUUCAGCUACAGUUGCUCCAGCAGCGUAGAAGGCUCCCGUACCAGCUGCAUGUCGCUUUAUCCCGUGCUGUAACUGACUGGGUGAGGCAAAAACCACACAAAGUAACCGACACAAACUACAGAAGCAACAGCAGCAACAGCAACAAUAACAACAGUAGCUGCAGACGUAGGCUGAGUGGGGCCAUCCGUAAUAAGAAGGUUGCAGCUUCUGGGCAGUGGAGACUGGGGUACGAAACGAUCCCAGUGGCGACGGAGGGGGACUCUUCCUACCACAGAAAGAGCAAUGGCAAAAGAAGCAGCCGCACUGGCAGCAGAGAUCCAGUUGGAGUACUAAGGGGCCGAAGUGGAAGUAGCGACAGCAGCUUCACGUCCAGCCGCAGCAAAGGAAGCGGCAGCGGAGGAGAAUGCGCCUCGUGUGCGGCUGCUGUGGAGGCCUUACCCGCCACUACAGAGGAGCAUCUGCAACAACGACAGCAGCAGCUCCAGUACCAGCAGAAGCACCAUUUGCAGACCGAGCAUCAGCUCCAGCGAUCCCUGGGGUGUAGAGGCCAGUCCAACGAAGGGCAGCUCGUGGAGAGUCUCCCCUCUUUGUCUCCUCAGCAGAUAUGUCAGGCCGUUUUCCGCCUCACCCGCCCCAGCAGCAGCAGCAGAAGCGCAGAAGCUGAUGCAGUGAAUGCUGCAAUGUUGCGGGAGGUUGCUUCUUACUGCACCCCGCUGCUGGAUGGAUGGCCCGACAGAGACGUCGCCAUGUUGGGUGUCAGCUUAGCCUUUCACUACAGGCAGCAGCAACAGCAGCAACAACAGCAGCAGCAAGAUGUCGGACCAGUAGUUGAAUUUCUCCAACGGGCCGGGCUGCACGCGCUGCAGCGUGUGGCGCACUAUGACCCUCGCGACUUGCUGCGGCUGCUGCCUCUUUUAGCGUACAUACCUCCUCCUGAAGCAGCAGUAAAAGGUGCUGCUGCUGCUGCUGCUGCGUCGCCGUUUGCUGCCGACACUGUUGGGGCUUCAAUUCCCCACAUGCUUGCUGCAGUGCUGCUUCAGCUAGCUGCCGAUUCCCAGAGCCUGAGAGGACCUGCUGCUGCUGCUGCUGCCUUUGCUGCAGCAUCUGACACAAGUUGGGAACUUCCUGAAUGGGCGGCCAUGUCGUUUGCGUACCAAGUCCGGCGAUGUUGGCAGCAGCAGCAGCAGGAGCAGCUACAGCAGCAGCAAUUGCUGCAACAACAGAAGAGGCAGCACAGGAGCACAUGGCCUUCGUUGUCGGACGCGGCUCGGAUUGCCCGCGCAUUUUGCCGCUUCGUUUUAUCGAAUGUUCCAACUCAGGCUUGCAGCAACAGCAGCAACAGCACUAGCAACUUCAGUGGCGGCUGCAACAGUAGCAGCAAAACCUGCAGCAGCGGCAACAACAACAGCAGACGCUCCGCAUUUUGGCUAGAUUGGACACAGUGGUUUCUUGUCGCUUUGCUUGGUGUUCUAAAAGAGCAUUUCCCGCCGCUUGCUGCGAGGUCUUGCCUGUCGCCUCGGUCUGCUGCUGCUGCUGUGGUUGUUCCUGCUGCUUCGGCUUUUCCUACUGCUGCAGUGCAGCGCGAGUUGUCGGCUCUGGCUACGUCUUUGGCGCGAACAUCACCGCGACUGCCUGCUGCACAUGCACCUGUGUGGCGGGUGCUGCUGCCGCAGCUGCUUCUGGUGAGCACCAGCAGCACGAGCAGCAGUUGGUCAGCUGAUGCUGGGGAGGCGACGGCGCAGCGGCUGAAGAACAUAGCGUUGGGCUGUGCUGCUGUAGCUCGCUGCAGCCUCACUGCCGCUGAGAAACAGCAGCUGAUGAAGCAGUUUGCCCCUGCGCUGCUGCAGCAGCUUCAUUCUUUGCAUUGCACAUCGAAGUCUAUCGAAGCAUCAAGCUAUCUCUCCUCCCUGUCUCCCACCACCGCCAAAGUGUUGCUUUCGUCGUUUGCUGCUGCUGCUGCAGGCAGCGAAGACGCAGAGAUGCAGCGGCUGCUGCUGCACCUCUGUAGGUAUACCCAAAUGAAUGCAGAGAAAUUCGGUAACGAGCUCCUGGCCUUUGCCGCAGCAGAUGCAGGGCUCCUUUGCACCGUGUCUUCGUCAGAGUUGGUUCGCACAGCUGCUGCUGCUGCUGUGGCUGCCAGCUGCGACGUGCUGCUGUAUCGUCUCGAGCAUCACCAGAACCACCAGCAGCAGAGGGCCGACCUCCCCGGGCAAGCAGCAGCAGCCCUGCUGGCUGUAUGCAGCAGGCUCCCCACAGUCCCUGUGCGGCUCGUAGAGCUACUGCAGCAGCAUGUAUUGCAGUGCCCGCAGCAGCAGCAGCAAAAACAAUCACGGCAGCAAGCGAAGCAGAACGAAUCAAGUGUCUCUCAGUUGGUGGCUUGCUUCCGAGCAUUAAGCCGUUUCCCCCGUCGUCUCCAAGGUCACCAGUGGACAAGGGUGGAGCAGCAGCUGUUGCAGCGGCUGCAGCAGCAACAAGUACAGCAGCAGAAAAAGCAACAAUUAGAACUGGGAUUGGAGCAGGCAGCGCAUCUUCUAUCUGCGUACGCCACUGCCACCCGAGAAGUUCCAGAGGAAAUGCUGCUUCUGCUGCACCUGUUGGUUACUCCACAGGUGUGGCAGCACCGCCAGCAGCAGCACCAACAGCUGCUGCUACUACAGCAGCAGCAAGCUGACCCGUUUGCUUUUGGCCUGAAUAGCUGCAUGCACUUGGCGCGUAUAUUAGAGGCUUCCGUAUCCCUAUCGUUGCAUCUUCCGAAGACUAGACAGCAGCAAAUCAAGCAGCCGCCACACCCUCUGCAGCAGCAGCAACAACAACAGAUUCAAACAGCAGGCAGCUUUGUUUCUCUUCUAGCCAGCUGUCUUUGCGAGGCGAUAACCCUGCAGAGAAGAAUGUUGUCCCUUUUGAUAAAAAAAAGACAGUCUCCUUCACUGCACAGCAGCGAUGAACAGCAACAGAAUCAGCAGCAGCAAGAGGAACAAAUGGCUCAACAGGUGCUGCAGCAGCUGCAGCGACAGCAGCGUGGCCUUGUGGGCAUCACGGCCAUCUGUGCUGCCCACCUUCAAUUUCCGCGCCUGUUGGCGGAAGCGAUUCAGUUGCAUUUGCUGCUGGCUGAUGCAAUAGCAACAAAUGCAGCAGCAACAAAAGCAACGAACACAGCCGCAACAGCAACAGCUGCUGCAUCAGCAGGUGCCGGAGCAGCAGCGUAUCCUACGUAUUCCUUGGCCCCGUCUGAGGAGCUGCAACUCGGCCGUUUUGUUGUCUCAGUUAUUGCUGGAUUCUAUCCGUGUGCCCAGCACCAGAAGCACACCUGGGACUUGCUUGUGUACUUGCUAGGGGGUUGCAAAGCCGCCGCAGCAGCAGCAGCACGCGCAGCACUUCGCGCUGCAGCAGCGGGGGGGGAUGUGGAGGAGCAGCAGGGAGCGGAGCAAGGGCAGCAGCUCCAGCUCCAGCGCACGCAAGGGCUGCAGCAACUGUGGACCAGCGAAAAGCAACACGGGUCGCGGCCAUCGCUGCGCAUGCAACAGGAGGUUGCAGCAGCACUAAGCAGCAGCGCAGUACAGCAGGAACCAGACCUUCUCCUGCUACCCGUCCGAUCUGCAAUGUGGUUCAGCCGACAAAAUGCCGGAAAUUGGCGCACAGGGAGCAGCAGCAUAAGCAGCAUCAGCAGCAUCAGCAGCAUCAGCAGCAAGAUGGGUUGCGUUAGCAGCAAGCAGGGAUCUACCCCUGCAGAGAGGCAGCAAUCUGCUCAGGCACCAGCAGCGACGCCUGCUCCUGCUCCUGCUCCAGCGGAGAAGCCGGCUGAGACCAAGGAGGCAGCUGCUCCUGCCGAAGCGCCUGCUGAAGCUCCCGCUGCAGAUGCUCCUGCAGAAGCUGCUGCUCCGGAGAAGGCCGCGGAGGCUCCUGCUGCGGAGGCUCCUGCUGCUACUGCCGAAGGUGCUGCUGCAGCACCACAGCCUGGCAACAAGCAGAUCAGUGUAGAGAUGUCAGGCCCCCCUCCUCUAAAGAGCCCCCCUCCUCCUCCUGUACCAAAGGCCUCCCUUCCUGCUGCCGGUGCUGCGCCUGCAACAGCAGAAGAACCUGCAGCGCCAGCAGAACCCGAAGCAGCUGAGAAGCCAGAAGAACCCGCAGCGCCAGCAGCAGACAAACCUGCUGAUGCUUAG
Molecule: messenger RNA, 4299 nt
Organism: Eimeria maxima
Lineage: Eukaryota; Apicomplexa; Conoidasida; Eucoccidiorida; Eimeriidae
Exons: 5
Coding region: 1-4299 (1432 amino acids)
Biological process (GO): regulation of transcription by RNA polymerase II
Cellular component (GO): SWI/SNF complex; nucleus
Molecular function (GO): transcription coregulator activity
Source: RefSeq, a predicted model, not a curated record